Trachymyrmex septentrionalis is the source of this 1370-nucleotide messenger RNA. It is a transcript of the gene Prp18, whose product is annotated as pre-mRNA-splicing factor 18. Gene Ontology annotation, biological process: RNA splicing; generation of catalytic spliceosome for second transesterification step. The transcript has 4 exons. NCBI's taxonomy places the organism in Eukaryota, Metazoa, Arthropoda, Insecta, Hymenoptera, Formicidae. Bases 230 to 1303 code for a protein of 357 amino acids. The record is from RefSeq and is a predicted model, not a curated record. Gene Ontology annotation, cellular component: U5 snRNP; U2-type post-spliceosomal complex; U4/U6 x U5 tri-snRNP complex.
UUUUGUGAUUGACAGAUUUCUUAACCUGAAUAAAUAAUUUUGACUUAAAAUAGUUCGGUUUACGGAGCAGAGUGACACUGUUUUCUUGUCAAAUCUUUAUUUUUACGCUAAAACGCAUCGAUUCAGUGCAUUUUUAUCAAAAUUUGAGGUGGAGGAGUUCUUAAUAUUUAUCGAAGGAAAUAUAAGUUUUUUCUUGGAAGAUGAACUUAAUUUACCGAUACGAAAGCGUAUGAAACUUGUUCUCUAUUUGUAUCACUGGAUAUUUAUUGAUUUGAGUAUAAUAUUUAUUAGCAAAAUGGAUAUUCUAAAAGCAGAAAUAAUGAAGAAACGUAAAGAGUUAGAAGAAAGUCACGUUUUAGAAAAUAAUAAGAAGUAUUUUAAAAGGAGUCAGUUGAUAUCGAAGCAACAGGAAGUAUAUGAAACAGAUAAGGGAAACAAUGAAGCUGUUUUGUUAAAUGUUAGUCAGCAGUCAGAAGAACAUGUAACAGAUAGUAGCUCCGAACAUUUACUGUCCAGGCAAGAAGUAAUUAGGCGAUUACGCGAACGGGGGGAGCCUAUAUUAUUGUUCAGUGAAUCUGAGGUAGAAGCGUUCAAAAGAUUAAGGAAAUGUGAAAUCCUUGAGCCAGAAGUGAAUAAGGGCUUCAGAAACGAUUUUCAAGAAGCUAUGGAACAAGUGGAUCAAGCAUAUCUCAAUGAGAUUUUAACAUCUUCCAAGUCCCAAAAUCUUGAUGGAAAAGGAGAUGUAAAUGUGCCUGACGAGAGUGUUACUUAUGAAGAUAUAGAAAAGAUGUCAACUAAACUGAAUAAAGGAGACAAGGAUUUUGAUAUGAAUGUUAUCACUCUGUUUGUACAAUAUUUAGUUCAAAUAUGGGGUAAUCAAUUAAACAGCCGGUCAGCUGCCGAAAAAAUGAGCACAAAAGGAAAGAUGAAUAGCGCCACGUAUGCUCAAACGAGAGAAUAUUUAAAACCACUUCUAAGAAAAUUGAACAACAAAUCUCUUCCGGAGGAUAUUACUGACAGUUUAACAGAAAUCGUUAAACAUUUGUUACAGCGUAACUAUAUAUUGGCUAGCGACGCCUAUUUGCAAAUGGCAAUAGGCAACUCUCCAUGGCCUAUUGGUGUAACUAUGGUUGGUAUUCAUGCUCGUACUGGUAGAGAAAAAAUCUUCUCUAAAAAUGUUGCUCAUGUCAUGAACGAUGAAACUCAGAGGAAGUAUAUUCAAGCACUCAAAAGAUUAAUGACUAAAUGCCAGGAAUACUAUCCUACAGAUCCUUCACGAUGUGUAGAGUAUUCAAAAGAUUAGAUUUUGAUGAAAAGUGUAUGUUUUUAAAAUAAAGAGCGCUAUAAUUUAAGCUUAUUUGUAAAUAUGU